Vicia villosa (hairy vetch) is the source of this 597-nucleotide messenger RNA. RefSeq lists its product as uncharacterized. Bases 1 to 597 code for a protein of 198 amino acids. NCBI's taxonomy places the organism in Eukaryota, Viridiplantae, Streptophyta, Magnoliopsida, Fabales, Fabaceae. Gene Ontology annotation, molecular function: zinc ion binding. The record is from RefSeq and is a predicted model, not a curated record. The transcript has a single exon.
AUGGGAGCGUUAUUUGGUAAACGCGGCCAUGAAUGGACAAAGAUGUUGACAUCAGGUCAAACUUUUACAGACAAUUGUAUCAAGGGGAUGUCUGAAGAAGUCAACAAAGCAAGCAGUCACAAUGUAAUGCAGUUCGACUGGGAGAGAUUCUAUUUUAUGGUGGCCGAAAGAAUAAACCGCAACGAUGGUCGACCAACUGAUACUUAUGGUGUUGAUUUACGAAAACGUAUCUGUGAUUGUGGAAAAUUUCAAGCGUUUCAUUUGUCUUGCUCACAUGUUAUUGUAGCAUGUGAAAGUAUAUGCCAAGACUACACCAUUCACAUACCAGACGUGUUCAAGAUUCAACAUGUUUUUAAAGUCUACCAAGAAAGUUUCCAAAUCCUCCCACAUCAAGACAAUUGGCUGCAAUAUAGAGGAGCUACUCUUUAUCAUGACGAGACUAUGCGUAGGAAGAAAAAAGGUCACCCAAAUAGUACUCGGAUUAGAACCGGAAUGGACGACGUGGAAAAGGAAAAGAGAAUGUGUGGGAUCUAUCGUGAAGUAGGCCAUAUCCGAAGUAAAUGUCCAAAUGUAGCCGGCCCGUCUAAUAGGCCAUAA